Messenger RNA from Lactuca virosa, 486 nucleotides. NCBI's taxonomy places the organism in Eukaryota, Viridiplantae, Streptophyta, Magnoliopsida, Asterales, Asteraceae. The record is from the annotation of a GenBank genome assembly.
AUGCCUGGAAGACCAACUAUUAAAAGGAAGAUGGAUGGCACAAAAAAUAAUGGCAGAACACAGACAAAGAAGAGUAAGAAGUCAACUGCCAAUAAUGGCACCAAGAAGGUUUCCAAAAGUGGAAAGGGGGUUGAAGGAGAACUCCAGGAAGAUAUACAAUUCACCCCAUUUGAGGUGGUAGAAACUCAAACACAGGCAAGACAAGUUCAAGCUAAGGUGGAUUUACAUGAAUUGUCUGAUGAGGUGCUACUUGAAGAGGCAUUAAAUGAGGUGGAUGUUCAAGAGGCAGUAGUGGAGGUGGGCGUUCAAGACACAGCAGAGGAGGUGCAAGUUCCAGAGGUCCCAGUAGUACCACACAUUUCUGACUUGUUGAAGAGUAUGAGAAAAAGAAAGUCGAAUAGAAUCUUGAAGUUGAAGUUGGGUAAAAGAGUUGGUAAUGAUGGUGAUCCAGGGAAUUCAAAGGAAAAAUCUCUAAAUAUAGAGUAA